Molecule: messenger RNA, 5005 nt
Organism: Pangasianodon hypophthalmus (striped catfish)
Lineage: Eukaryota; Metazoa; Chordata; Actinopteri; Siluriformes; Pangasiidae
Gene: src
Product: v-src avian sarcoma (Schmidt-Ruppin A-2) viral oncogene homolog
Exons: 14
Coding region: 587-2236 (549 amino acids)
Biological process (GO): epidermal growth factor receptor signaling pathway; osteoclast development; bone resorption
Cellular component (GO): extrinsic component of cytoplasmic side of plasma membrane
Molecular function (GO): ATP binding; growth factor receptor binding; non-membrane spanning protein tyrosine kinase activity
Source: RefSeq, a predicted model, not a curated record
GGUCACAGCCUGAAAAUCUCCCUUUCUCUCUCCCCUCCUAGUUUCUCCAUAGCUUUAACGUUCAGCAUUGUGGGCAGCUCCUCAUUGUAACAGGUUUCUUCUUUUCGGCGACGGUUAUUUGUUAUGCCUUGUAGAAACCCUGGAUAGCCUUUGAAUUACAAAAAAUAUAGUCUAAAGUAGGAUAUUCACAGCUACCGGAAUCGCGGAUAUCCCCUUCAUUACGAAAAACUGGUCAUAAUUAGGAUGUUUGCAGCUGGCGUGCGGAUUGUCAGGGAUAGUCAUGACCUCACUAACCCUCCCCUGUUCCCUCACUGACUCUCUCUCAAUAGCUCUGGCUUAUCGUCCUGUUUGCUGUGCAUUUUUGACGAUGGAAAUCUGAGUUCGGCUCUUUUUGGAACUACUGUGCGUGUGUGUGUGUGUGUGUGUGUGUGUGUGUGUGAAGGGAGACACCGGUGCAGCAAAAGGGAACACGCCGGGACUGAAAAGCCUCCGAACCCGUCUUCAGAGGGACCUUCACAUUUUUUUUUUAUCUAAGGAAACCUGUCUUUAUACCCUACAAGGGCUAAACUGCCAUAGAGCUUAGGACAUGGGGGGAAACAAGAGCAAACCUGGAGACCUGGGCCAGCGCUCCCGGAGUUUGGAUAGUACUGUUAACAUGAACAGUGGGGGUGGCAGCACUGGUGGGCAUCACCUCAACUUGUGCCAGCAGAGCUUCACACCCAACCGGACCCCUGUGGUGGAUGGCUCACGGCAUGGUGUCCAGAACAUCACCAACAAUGCUGAGCUGCCCUUGUUUGGAGGAGUGGAGUCCAUGAACAGCCUCACAUCACCUCUUCGUAGUACAUUAACAGCAGGAGGCGUGACUACAUUUGUGGCAUUGUAUGACUAUGAAUCACGCACUGCCUCUGAUCUGUCAUUCAGGAAAGGAGAACGGCUUCAGAUAGUCAACAACACGAGAAAGAUGAACUGCAGGGAAGGAGACUGGUGGCUAGCCUGCUCACUGACCACAGGACUACGCGGCUACAUCCCCAGCAACUACGUCGCUCCUUCUGACUCCAUCCAAGCUGAAGAAUGGUUUUUUGGUAAAAUUACCCGUAGAGAUUCUGAACGGUUGCUGUUGAGUCUUGAGAACAGAAGGGGAACUUUCCUGGUCCGAGAGAGUGAGACCACCAAAGGUGCCUACUGUCUCUCUGUCCUGGACUACGACAACGUUAAAGGGCUGAAUGUGAAGCAUUAUAAAAUCCGGAAGCUGGACAGCGGCGGCUUUUACAUUACCUCUCGCACGCAGUUUAAUAACCUUCAGCAUCUGGUCAGCCACUACCGCAAGCAUGCAGAUGGUUUGUGCCACUGCCUGACUGAUGUGUGUCCAGUUCUGAAGCCACCACAGACUCAGGGUUUGGCUCGGGAUGCCUGGGAAAUCCCUCGUGACUCUUUGCGUCUAGACGUGAAACUGGGACAGGGCUGUUUUGGAGAGGUCUGGAUGGGCACGUGGAAUGGGACAACGCGAGUGGCCAUUAAGACACUGAAGCCAGGCACCAUGUCUCCAGAAGCCUUCUUGCAGGAGGCUCAGGUUAUGAAGAAACUACGACAUGAGAAGCUGGUGCAGCUCUACGCUGUGGUAUCUGAAGAGCCCAUUUAUAUUGUAACUGAGUAUAUGAGCCAAGGUAGUCUGCUUGACUUCUUGAAAGGCGACAUGGGGAAGAUGUUGCGGUUACCUCAGCUUGUAGACAUGGCCUCACAGAUCGCCUCUGGCAUGGCGUAUGUGGAGAGAAUGAACUAUGUCCACCGGGACCUCAGGGCCGCCAACAUCCUGGUGGGAGAGAACCUGGUGUGUAAGGUGGCUGAUUUUGGCCUCGCUCGCCUCAUAGAGGACAACGAAUACACUGCAAGGCAGGGUGCCAAGUUUCCUAUAAAGUGGACUGCUCCAGAAGCCGCACUGUACGGUCGCUUCACUAUCAAAUCUGACGUCUGGUCAUUUGGGGUUUUACUCACUGAGCUGGCCACUAAAGGCCGGGUGCCAUAUCCAGGCAUGGUGAACCGCGAGGUGCUGGACCAGGUAGAGCGUGGCUACAGGAUGCCGUGCCCGGCAGAGUGCCCCGAAUCCCUGCAUGAGCUCAUGCUUACAUGUUGGAGGAAAGAACCUGAGGAACGGCCCACUUUUGAAUACCUGCAAGGCUUCCUGGAGGACUAUUUUACCUCCACAGAGCCACAGUACCAGCCGGGAGAAAACCUGUAAAGAAAAUCCAGUAUAGCGGUUUCAUCUGGGAGCAGGAGAGAGCAUGGAGACUUUCUGUACUGUGCUCCUUAAACAGAGCAUGAGUGUUAACGUGACCGUUUACAUGCACAUUGAUUUUCAAUCAAGUGCCAAGGCUAGGUACUCAAUACUUUAAUUUUAAAGUUGUGCUAUGUGACCAUUCACUUGCACAGUGAAAUGAGAGAACAGCUGCUUUCACCAGUUUACAUAAUUAAAGAAAAUUGACUGUACAUAAGUACUGAAUAUUUAAAAUCAAGUCUUUCAUUACGUAAACAAAAUAGCAUUUUUAAAUGUCACAGAAGCAGAAGAAUUCUGGAGGCUGGGCCAAUCAGCUUUGAAGAUAUACUAAUGAUAAAGAUAGCAUAAGUGUUAGGUUACAGUUCACUUGUGUAAUUAAAGGAAAAGGCAACCAUUUCUUUAUUUUAACUCCAAUAUGGUUGACACAUGUUCAUUAUUAUAUAUUACGUGUUUGCAGUUUUAAAUAGUUGACAAUGAUUUCAAGAAAAUGUCACUUAUUGAUUUAUUUCUAACAAGCGUAUAUUUGUUAUAUUUCAGAGUUGUGGUAACUGACUAAGCUCUGAGGCGGAAGGUGGCUUGAGAAGAAUGAGAGGCUGUGCUUUACCAUUGUCCAUAAAGAGAACAAACGCAGUGUUACAGCUCCUUGCACAGCUCAUACACUUUUCUGCCUCAGAAUGGUUACCACAAAACACAUCUUUGCCUCCUAUAAAAGACUGUAAAACAAAUACAACUAAUAGAGAUGUUGUUGUUACUUGCCCUAGCUGUUUUUGUAGGUCAGUGAAGAUCGAUCAUUAGCUUCUUUUUUCAACUCAUAUUUUAACCAUGCCUUUGUUAAACUCUAUUAGAGUAUACUCCAGAUCUGUCACUCUUCCUCUUGAUGACCCCUAUCUCACACUCCAACAACUCCACUGAGUCCUCCAUCCUGUUCACUCCAUUUAGGAUACCCUAUCACCCCAUCCUUUUAUUUCUCACGAGAUAUAAAACCAUCAGGCAACUGGAGAAGACCCUUUAAGACACUUGAUUGAAUUUUAUUUUAUAGUUCUCUCUUAGAUGAGGAGAUGUCUUAAACUGUCACUGUCUUCCAAUACACAUCUGACUGAACUCCUUUAAUGUUGCCUAGAAGAUGACGUCCUAUCUCCUGUUCCCUAUUUCCUAAACUGGGAUCAACUGGAAAAGGACAAAGACUGUCAAACAGCAAUCAUUUUUGAAUCACACGGACAAGAUCAUAUGGCAGAUGGACUACAGUCGUAUUCAAUGAAGCGAGCAAAUGAAGUGUUAGAGACCAAACUCUGAAAUAAAGCAGCUGCCUUUAGUACAGCCUUCUAAAUAAUUUUUUUAAACUAUUUGAUUUCUUUCUUUUAAUAUUAUGUUUUAAUUUUCUGAUAUUAUCCGAUGUUUUCUGAUAAGACUCAAAUCUACUGACAAAGUCUUUUACAACUGUGUAGUUUUCUGCUUAUCAGAGACAUUUUUGUACAAUUCUAUUAUAUAUAAAAAUGGUAUUUUUUAUUAAUAUUAUCAUUUGUUAUCAGAUUGUAAUUUGUAGUUUAGUUUAAAUUGUAAGUUAGGAAUAUCAAUCUCCUCAAAUCACCAAAUGAUGUGGCUUUGGGCACAUGUGAAGUGUUUAUUGUGUUGUAAGGCCCUUAUAUGUGCUUUUGCUUAUAUGUCUUAAAAAAAGCAGGAAUGACAUUAAUCUUAUCUUUUAUGCUGAAACCACAAUGUUUCGCUAAUUAUUAACGCUGCAUAUGCUUUACAAAGGGCAACAAUAUUAACGCUUACAUAUGCUUUUCACAGGCCGACAGUAGGAUAAAAUUUGACUUGAAAUGUAUGAAUAACUGACACGUCAUUCUACACAUCACUGGAUUUCUGAUUAUAUGCAGACAUAAGACAGAGUGUUCUCGCCUUCUUCCUUAAUUUGUCUCUGACCUGUUCUGUUUUGUGGUGAGGAAAGAAGGUUUGUAGGAAUCGUAGGGCAUAUUUAUGCAUAAGGAUGGUGAUUGGAACUGUGAAUAGUAAUAGUAGGAGAGUAGGUAGUCACUCGUGCACUGUUUCCUAUCAUGUGUGUUUGGUUGCUUUUCUCACUUUUGAGUGCUCUCGUGACACUGGACAGUUUGUAAAUACUUUCUGGUCAUGCUUAGUGUAAAUAUUCAUAUUGUUCAGAUUAUUGUUUUUAAUUGUCUCUUAUGUCUCGACUACUCUCAAAUCCCACACUAAGGAAUGGUUUUGUAGAAACUGUUUAAACUUCAGCAAAUUGCAUAAGAAAUCAGGAGUCUGUAAAACCAUUGCAUAUUUCCACCUAUAAUUUCUUCUUCACCAACUGUGAUUCGGUUAAUUUUUUGGGAACAGAUCCGGCACUGAGUUUUGAUCUGGGUUAAUGUGGUAAUAUAUACAGUUGGGUGAUGGUUAGUUAUUUGACUAGCUGAUAUUCAUCACAGCCUUUUCAAAUUUGUUCUUUUUAACCCACUAUUCCUACAUUUAUAGCAAAGAAGAGCAAAGUUAGCAUCUUUUCAAGAUGCUGUUGUCUUCUCAUGUGGCAGUGAUAUAAUCAGCCUAUGCAGUUUUUGCUCCUGUCUUUUUUACCUCUUUUUUCCACAGCAUUUUCUCUUGCUUACAGCAUAUUGUGCAGUUCUGUUAUGCCAUGACCUUUUCCUUAUAUAGACUUUGCAAUGAGAGAUGUAUACUUCAACUGUUGAUACAUUGAUAUCUUUUCUAAGUGCAAUAAACUACAUUUCUAAA